AUGGCUGGCGCUCCACCUGUCGAGCCAGCUGCUGAGCGGCCGCGCCUGAGGCGUACCUACAGCAGCAUGUGGGCUGGCGAAGACCUCGAUGACGACUAUGGCAGCAGCACGAGCGGGCCACCUAAGAACCGCAGAGCAGGUGUGAUCAUCCACCCCACAUCCCUACCGGGGCCCUACGGCGUCGGCGAAAUUGGCGAAGAGGCCUACAGAUUGGUGGACUGGAUGGUGUCUGCCGGCCUCAGCAUGUGGCAGGUGCUGCCGCUGGUGCCCCCAGAGGAGGAGUUUUGGUCGCCCUACACUGGCCUGGAUGCCCUGUGUGGCAGCACCCUCAUGAUCAGCCUGGACGAGCUGGUCAAGGAGGGCCUGCUGGAUGAGGCUGACCUGCCUCCAGUGAUUGAGCAACACCUUGCUGCCGAUUUCUUCAAGGUCAGGGAAGUGAAAGGGGCUCUCCUGCGCAAGGCGGCGGAUCGCCUGAGGCAGGAGGACAAGUUCAAGCAGCAGAGGGAGGAGGCGGCUGGCUUCAGGCAGCUCAAUCCCUGGGUGGAAGACAGCGCCCUCUUCUAUGCGCUCAGCCACGACGAGGAGGAGCUCGUUGGCAAUGCCUGGUGGUUCUGGCCGGAGCCCAUCAGGUUCAGGGAGAAGAAAGCGAUGGCAGAGGCGAAGGAGAAGUUCAAGGUCGAGAUCGAGCGCUUCAUCACCCUCCAGUACAUCUUUGACAAGCAGUGGAAGGCCGUCAGGGCGUACGCCAACUCUAAGGGCGUGAAGAUAGUGGGGGACAUUCCGAUCUACGUGGGUGGCCAGAGUGCGGACGUGUGGGCGUACCAGGACCUAUUUGAGCUGGGUGCAGAUGGGCAGCCCCUCAUAGUCAGCGGUGUCCCCCCUGACGCAUUCUCUGAGACUGGCCAGCUCUGGGGAUCGCCCAUCUAUGAUUGGAAGGCGCACAAAGAGGAUGGUUUCAGGUGGUGGGUGCAGCGCCUGAGCAGGUGUUUCCAGCUGCAUGACGAGGUCAGGAUCGACCACUUCAGGGGCUUUGCCGGGUACUAUGCGGUGGAUGCAAAGGCAGAGACUGCCAUGGAUGGGGUGUGGAAGAAGGGCCCUGGCGUGGAUUUAUUCAGCGCGCUCGACAGGGAGCUGGGGUAUGUGCCGGUGAUUGCAGAGGAUCUGGGCGUCAUUACACCGGAUGUGGUGGAUCUGCGGGAGAGCAUCGGCGCGCCCGGGAUGGUGGUGCUGCAGUUUGCCUGGAGCGGCGGCGCCACCAACGUGCACCUGCCCCACAACCACUAUGAGAAUAGCGUCGUCUACCCAGGCACGCAUGACAAUGAGACGGCAGUGGGCUGGUGGAAGGACAGUGCGACGGAGGAGGACAGGGAGUUCCUGCUCAAGUACCUGUACACCGACGGCGAGGACAUCGCAUGGCUCUUCAUCCGCAGCGCCUUCAGCUCCGUCUCCCAAACCGCCAUCGUCCUCAUGCAGGACAUAAUGCGGCUGGACAACAGUGCGCGCAUGAACCUGCCGGGCUCCACCACCAACAAUUGGACGUGGCGCAUUGGGGGACCGGACAUCUGGGAGAAGCUGGCACCCGAAGCCGCGGCACUGGCCGAGCUCGCGCAAACCUAUGACCGGGUCCCGGAGGAGGUGGUAAAGGCUGUGGAGCCAGAGGAGAAGGCUGUCGCAUGACAGCUGCGCAUGGCAAAAUUGCUUCAGUAAUAUCAUAUUCUUUGCAUUGUAUGGCCCUCUGGGCUCUGGGUUCGCCACUCAUAAAGCGUAUUAUUUUGUGUAUGGGCAUUACUGUUUGCUAAACGCCGCAGCAUUGCUCCAGUGCGAGGUACUGAUAGCAACACUUAUACCAGUAACAUGGAUAUGCAAGGUUUGCACCCUAUGGAUGCGACAAAGCAGAUGGAAGCCAGCUGAUUCCUGCAGCUGCAAGAAUAUGCAUGUUUUUUAAUAAAUUGGAUUAGGAUUUACAUCUGUCGGUGUAUCGAAAUAAAUACAGUAUCAAUAUUGCUAAACUUCCAGCCCCAGCUUCUUAAGUAACGCAUGCGUUCAAGGUUCAUUGCAGAAUAUCUGCAGAGGCCUUUCUCGGGUGAUACUACAGACAAUGACCAGCAUACCAUAUGUAGUGUCAAAUAGUUCUAGAAUGCAGGUGCAGCAUCGCCAUCGCUGGCACUACAAUUUGUCAUCCGUGCUAUACACAGGGAGAUCUGCUGGCAGCUUCCCAGACCUUUCGCUGUUCAGACUGCCUGAAGUCGAAGAUGACCUCUGCUUUCCUUCACUCUGCACACCCUCCCUCACCAUGUCCACAAAAGCCUUGUGCCAUCUGCUGUCUUCAGUCAGCUCUGGGUGGAAGGCAGUCGCCAGGAGAUUCUUUGAUCGCACAGCCACUGCUACCUUCUCCAGCCCAUUGCUAGCAGACUGCUCAGUGGGCGUCAGCCUGUACUCUGACAAGACCUCAACAGAGGGGCCAGACUCGAGCACGGCUGGCGCGCGGAUGAACAUCGCUCGGAAUCCCUGGGGGCCAGACUGGAAUGCCUUCAGCGCCUGGGGCACCGGCAGCUCCGUCUCAAAGGAGUUGAUCUGAGCGCCGAAGAAGUUGCGAUGCACCUUGCAGUCCAAACCGCCCAGCAAUGCCUGACCACCCUCCUUCUGACCUGAUGCGCGGUCUGCCAGGAAAAUGAGGCCAGCGCAUGUGCCCCACACUGGCCGCCCCUGCUCCGCAAAACUCUUCAGCUCCGGUAUGAGCCCCCAGCGCUGCGCUAUAUUUGCCAUUGUUGUGCUCUCUCCUCCUGGGAUGACGAGGCCAUCCAGAUCAGCUAGUUGCUCCUUGUUGCGCACUUCCACAGAUUUGACGCCUGGAAGCCUGUUCAGGUGGGCUAUGUGCUCACGAAAAGCACCUUGCAAGGCAAGGACACCAACCGUAAUGGGCGUCUCAGCAUCACUGAUGGAUUCAAUCUUGGUCUUUGAAGACAUGAGACCAGUCUAAGGAGUUCUGGCCAGGAGCUCUCCUUCAACGCAGCCCAACCAACUGCCGUGCAGUUAGGAGGUCGACAGAUGCUGACUGCGUUGAAAUCUGUGAUCAGGAUCUAGAACGUUACAGAAAUG
This is a messenger RNA of Coccomyxa subellipsoidea C-169, 3099 nucleotides long. RefSeq names its product glycoside hydrolase. Bases 1 to 1677 code for a protein of 558 amino acids. Gene Ontology annotation, biological process: carbohydrate metabolic process. Lineage: Eukaryota; Viridiplantae; Chlorophyta; Trebouxiophyceae; Coccomyxaceae. The record is from RefSeq and is a predicted model, not a curated record. The transcript has 15 exons. Gene Ontology annotation, molecular function: 4-alpha-glucanotransferase activity.